AUGCAUGAGGUGCUGAAACUACGACAUAUUCGAAUUUUGAAAACGUAUUAUGGCUAUACCAAUGGAGUACCGCGAAGAAAGCGAGACGAAUACUACUGCGCACGAUUCGAACAUAUCGGAAACGACGAUAAUAUCGUUAAUAUCAUCAAUCAUCAUCCUUACACUCAUAUAUCUGUUAAAAAAGUACGUGCUGCCCUGGAUAAAAAUAAAGCUGGCGAAGCUGCACCUCGAAAAGCACCAAAGGGAGGAAACAACAUCAGCGCUUCCGUUAGUGCUGAGAGGAGAGAUGCCGGCGACCACGAAUACCGUAGUGAGCUGGAUAUGGGCUACUGCAGUUCUGCUAAUUCAUAUUGUGAGUUUUCAAUUCCUUUCCCGCUCUUCUUUGCUUUACUGACUUCGUUCAGAUGUACAACUCCGCAUGCCUCAGGAGAAACUUGA
This is a messenger RNA of Necator americanus (New World hookworm), 438 nucleotides long. RefSeq lists its product as uncharacterized. The record is from RefSeq and is a predicted model, not a curated record. The transcript is spliced from 3 exons. Lineage: Eukaryota; Metazoa; Nematoda; Chromadorea; Rhabditida; Ancylostomatidae. Bases 1 to 438 code for a protein of 145 amino acids.